Molecule: messenger RNA, 2475 nt
Organism: Amborella trichopoda
Lineage: Eukaryota; Viridiplantae; Streptophyta; Magnoliopsida; Amborellales; Amborellaceae
Source: RefSeq, a predicted model, not a curated record
UUAUACUCCUCCAACCCUCUCUUUUGCGUACAUCAACUCCCUCUCUUUCUUUGUUUGCCCUUUCCAAGAUGAUAGAAGGGCACAUAGAAUGCCUAAACCAGGACCUCCUAAACGAUAUCAUGGCUCACCUUGACGGACCCGCGCUCGCCUCUGCCGCCUCCUCGUGCACCCACCUACGAGCCGCGGCUCGAGACGAGGCCCUCUGGCACACCCUAUGUAACGCAACAUGGCCCUCUACCUUAGACCCUCAAGUUCAAGCCUUGGUCAAGUCUACAAAAGGUGGGUUCGUGAAAUUCUUUGCCGACUCUUUCCCCCUCAUCCUGAACGAGCCCACCCAACCGGACUCGGUUGAGCAUGGCUUGAGCUCGGGGUCGGUCGAGGCGGCUGACCUUGUUUCUCUUGUAGAUAUUUUUUACAGGGGAAAAUGCAUUUUCUCCAAGGUUUUAUGGGGUAUGAGCUCGGAGGAAAAAUACCCAUAUGGAUUUUUCUCCGAAGGCCCCUUCCGGAUCGAUCUCCUCAAUUUCGAGGGCAAUGGGGGUGACGAAGAAGAUGACAACAAUGAUGAGAUGCCAUUGAUGUGUCUGUUGCGGAAGAGAGAAAAAGGAACGGCCUCUAUUUGUCGAAAAUUGCAGAAGAAUUUGAGACUGAGUUGGGUUUCCGUUGACAAGAGAGGAGAGAGGAAGGGGGUUAAUCUGUCGAGCUGGGAGCCCGUUGUGAUCCAGGGUCACUGGCCUAGUGAGACCGACUUCUUGGUGCGGUUUGGCUCGGUCGUUGCUCGAGGGCCGGCUCGGUUCGUCGUCAUAUCGGUUCGGUGUAGGCUCGAUAGGGGUGGCGCCUGUUUAAAGAUGGCAGGCAUAAGCUUGGAGGUCGAGGACUCGGGUGGCUCACGCGUGUGGGGGAGCGAGGGGGUCAUGACUCUGGCCCAUGCGGCCUCGUGUAAGAGGGGUUGUGACCGGACGAGAUCCAUUGAGGGUUACGCGUCACACGUGCGCGCUCAGAGAAGGGAGAAAGAGAGGAGGAUAAAGGGCGAGUGGAUGGCGGAUUGGAUUUGUGUUGGCAUGGGCAUUUCCGUCUUUUUUGCUGCUUUGGGAUGGUUGGCAACCUUUUGAGGGUAUUUCGGUACUUUCGUGCGGCCGGCGCGGAAGGCUUUGGUCUUUCUUGACCUUUUGAGGUCAUUUCUGUCUUUUUGGUUGAUGAACGGCUUGGAUUGGAUUGGAUUGGAUUGGAUUGGAUUGGAUUGGAUGGGUGUGUGCUGGUUGAGAGCGCGCUGCCGUUCGUACUAAUUGAACGCCCAAGGAAAAAUGAACAUAAAACAAAGACUAGAUAUGCUUAAGAGAUAAGAUUGUUUGCCCCAAUUCAUUAAUAAGGCUGUUGACCAUAUCCGAAAAUCGCCGUUGCGUUCAAGAAGGUAGCAUAUUACCAGGAAAGGGGCUAGUAGGUUAUCUAGUGGUGCCCUUCCACCUUGCUAGUAGGUUAUCUAGUGGUGCCCUUCCACCUUGCCACUUGUGGUUUUCAUUCCUACCAUUGCUACACUCCUAUUAACCCAUCCUACCAUUGCUACUCUCCUAUUCUUGUUAAUGAAGAUAAAAAAUUACCUUUAUAUGCAUUUUUUUCUACAUUUGUUUAAGGGUCUUUUCAUCUCGACUUGAAUAUUUUUGGGCAUACGAUUCACUUUUUCUUAUUUACUCUUCUUUUUUUUUUAAAAAAAAGGUAUUAGGGCUUACAGGGAAAAGGGAAAGAGAUGAAGAAGCAGGAUUUUUUGUUCGUGUUUAUGGAUAAAUUGUGUGAAUUUUGUUGUUCAAGUUCUUAGAUCAUUCGAAAAGAAUUACAGGAUAAAUCAUGGAUUUUUUUUGUGAUUUCAAGAAGGUAUGUCGAUUAUGGUUUUCAUCGUUUUUCUCAAUUGAGAUAACAUUAUAUAUUUUUGUAAAUUUUUUUUUUAUAGUGGAAUUACUUGUCGGUUUGCUUACAGACGUAGUUCUACGGGGUGAAUCACGUUAAAUUUAUAUUGUGGUUUGACUCUUUUAUUUCCUCUUAUGAUUAUGAUUCUAUCUUUUAUUUAUUUUUUUAAAAUUAUUGCACACGAUGCAUUGAGCUUAUUAUUAAAUUAGCGAUUUUACAUAUUUUGUUUUGAGUUUGUGAUAUUUGGUGAUCUGUUAAAUUGGACUUUCAGGUUUUUCAGAUCUAGUAUUAGAGUAUUAGAUUUGUAUAAUAUAUUUGGGAGAAUGGAGAGUAAUCGGUUUGAGGUAAAGAAAUUUAAUAGAUAAAAUGAUUUUGAGAUAAAAAGUUCAAGUUUAUGACUUUUUUGUUCAACAAGGACCAUAUAAAACAUUAAUCGGAAAGGAAAAGGAAUCAGAAUCCAUGAGUAAUGAUGAAUUGGAGAAAAUUGACCUUCAGACUAUGGAUACAAUUCGAUUGUGGUUAGCAAAUAAAGUUUUAUUCAAUAUUAGUGAGAUAGAAGACAUCAAAAGGCUUGUG